Caenorhabditis bovis is the source of this 1329-nucleotide messenger RNA. The record is from the annotation of a GenBank genome assembly. NCBI's taxonomy places the organism in Eukaryota, Metazoa, Nematoda, Chromadorea, Rhabditida, Rhabditidae.
AUGAACGUGUUCAGUCUGAAUGCGAAUGCAAAGUCGCUGAUUCCAGUCGAGCAUCAGCUCGUUUCGCAUCGUGGUCCCUACAUAGGAUUGCGGAAAUGUGGAGUUUGCCGGCGUUUUUUGAUGUACUUCGCUAUGAAAAAAGAAGAUACUUUUAUGUGCAAUGUGUGCGGUGUCCGCGUUCAUACUAGCUGUGUGAAUAAACUAACCAAUAACUGUCUGAUAACUACCCAGCUUGUUGGUGGAUUGGUUCAUAACGCCAUUGUGAAUAGUAAUUGGCAGCGCUGGGAAACCCCUGUACCGGUCAAAGAGGCAUCGGCGAUUCGCCCAACGGCUACUCCCAGAGUAGCUGAAGUGAAACGGGUGCAUACGAUUUGUGAGGAAAAUGAGGAGGAGCGAAUCACGACGUGGAAUGACGUCACUAUUCAACUGAAGGAUAUUAUAGUAAAAGAUGUCGUCGGUAAAGGAUUUUUUGGACGUGUUCACUCUGGCGUGUAUCAUGGUGAUGUUGCUGUCAAAUAUAUUCAUAUGGACCAUAUUGAGAAAACGCGACGAUAUGAAAUUUUCAAGAAUGAAAUUGUUGCCGCUUAUAAAAACUCUCGGCAUAAUCAUAUAACAUUGUUUCUUGGAUUUUUUGCCGAUGUGCCUACCAACACAUAUGCUAUUGUGACGAAUUUCUAUCAUGGGAGCAAUUUGUAUAGCCGAAUUCAUGAAACAACGGAGGAAUUGGAUUCGGUCUGGAUUUUGAAUGUUUCGCUGCAAAUUUGUCAGGCGAUGUCCUAUUUGCAUAAAAAGCAAAUUUUGCACAAAGACUUGCGAUCAAAAAACAUUUUGUUCGACAAUUUUAACAAUGCGUGUGUAUCGGAUUUUGCGUUGUUCCGAUUUGAUCGUUUACUCCAGAAAAGGCAGUCGUUCAUUCGGGUGCCAGAUCAUUGGGUUGACUACAUUUCGCCCGAAAUUGCCACUUCCUUAUAUGUCUCGAAUGGAGUUUUCGUUGAAAUAGACAUGCCUUUUUCGUUCGAAUCCGACGUUUAUGCAUUUGGAACGAUUUUCUACGAGCUGAUAAUGCGUCAAAUGCCAUCCGCUGGCCGGCCAUGGGAAGUGCGCAUGUAUGAGAAAAUCAGCGGCACGAAGGGGACGAUGCGUCAGUAUGAGCCUGUCGCAAUGCAAAGAACUGACCUGAGACUCGCGAAGACCCUUAUGAACUGCUGGAGCUAUGAGCCCGAGAAUCGGCCAAGUUUUAAAGACGUUGUUAAAGAUUUAACAGAAUCACGCAAACGCAAAGAAAGCAGCGCGAGAAAUUCGAUUCGAUGCUUCGAAUCAACAUUUUAA